Lecanosticta acicola is the source of this 2176-nucleotide messenger RNA. The record is from the annotation of a GenBank genome assembly. NCBI's taxonomy places the organism in Eukaryota, Fungi, Ascomycota, Dothideomycetes, Mycosphaerellales, Mycosphaerellaceae.
AUGCUUUCCUCACGAGUGAUGCGGAACGUGAGUAGCAACAGCUAUCCCAAUACCAUCACGCGAGCAUCAACACUGAUAUCAGACCAGGCCGUCCCGCGUGCUACAUCCACCUUCAGAUCAUCAGCCUUCCGCGCGCCCAUAACAUCGCAGUUUCGGAGAGGCUAUGCGGAAGACACCAACGCCGAUGGCGGCAAGGUGAAGGGUCCCAUCAUCGGUAUCGAUCUGGGCACCACAAACUCCGCCGUGGCGGUCAUGGAGGGCAAGUCGCCGCGGAUAAUAGAGAACUCGGAAGGUAUGUGGCAGUAUCGAGAUGGGGUGAAUGGGCAGGAGAUGGCUGACAAGAUCUGCAGGUGCGCGAACAACUCCUUCAGUCGUGGGUUUCACCAAGGAGGGCGAACGAUUAGUCGGUAUCUCUGCAAAGCGCCAGGCCGUCGUCAACCCCGAGAACACCCUCUUCGCCACUAAGCGUCUCAUCGGCCGCAAGUUUUCCGACGUCGAGGUCCAGCGCGAUAUUCAGCAGGUCCCAUACAAGAUUGUCCAGCACACAAACGGUGAUGCGUGGCUAGAAGCUCAGGGCCAGCGAUACUCGCCUUCGCAGAUUGGUGGUUUUGUUCUCGGAAAGAUGAAGGAGACCGCUGAGGGCUUCUUGGGCAAGAACGUCAAGAACGCGGUCGUUACCGUGCCAGCGUACUUCAACGAUCAGCAGAGACAGGCAACCAAGGAUGCAGGUCAAAUCUCUGGUCUGACUGUGCACCGUGUGAUCAACGAGCCUACCGCAGCGGCGCUUGCCUAUGGUCUUGAGAAGGACGACAAGGUGAUUGCGGUCUACGACUUGGGUGGUGGAACCUUCGAUAUCUCCAUUCUCGAGAUCUCCAACGGUGUAUUCGAGGUCAAGUCCACCAACGGUGACACCCAUCUUGGUGGUGAGGACUUCGAUAUCUCGCUUGUCCGUCAUCUCGUUCAGCAGUUCAAGAAGGAGCAGGGCAUCGAUCUCUCGAACGACCGCAUGGCCAUCCAGCGUAUCCGUGAGGCUGCCGAGAAGGCUAAGAUCGAGCUCUCUUCCUCGGUGCAGACCGACAUCAACCUGCCUUUCAUCACUGCCGACUCUUCUGGUCCCAAGCACAUCAACACUAAGCUCACUCGUUCGCAACUUGAGGGGCUUGUGGAGCCUCUCGUCAGCCGCACUGUCGAGCCCGUCCGUAAGGCGCUGAAGGACGCUAACCUGCAGGCCAAGGACAUUCAGGACGUCAUCCUCGUCGGUGGUAUGACCCGUAUGCCCAAGGUCAUCGAGUCCGUCAAGAGCAUCUUCGGCCGUGACCCAGCCAAGUCUGUCAACCCAGAUGAGGCUGUUGCCAUUGGUGCUGCUAUCCAGGGUGGUGUUCUUGCUGGUGAGGUCACCGACCUGCUCCUUCUGGAUGUCACACCUCUGUCCCUUGGUAUUGAGACGCUUGGUGGUGUCUUCACCCGUCUGAUCAACCGCAACACUACCAUUCCCACCAAGAAAUCGCAGACUUUCUCUACUGCCGCCGACUUCCAAUCUGCUGUCGAGAUUAAAGUCUACCAGGGUGAACGUGAGCUUGUCCGCGACAACAAGCUGCUUGGUAACUUCCAGCUGGUCGGUAUCCCACCAGCGCACCGUGGUGUGCCACAAAUUGAGGUCACUUUCGACAUUGACGCCGACUCAAUUGUCCACGUCUCUGCCAAGGACAAGUCAACCAACAAGGACCAAUCCAUCACCAUCGCAUCUGGCUCUGGUCUGAGUGACGACGAGAUUCAGAACAUGGUCAACGACGCCGAGAAGUACGCAGCCGCCGACAAGGACCGCAAGGCCGCUAUUGAGGCUGCCAACCGUGCCGACAGCGUUGUCAACGACACCGAGAAGGCUCUCAAGGAGUUUGAGGACAGACUCGACAAGACCGAGGCCGACCAGAUCCGCGAGAAGAUCACCGCCAUGCGCGAGUUCAUCGCUACCAAUCAGACCGGCGAGGGCUCCGCCACUUCGGAGGAAAUCAAGCAGAAGACCGACGAGCUCCAGACCGCUUCUCUAACUCUCUUCGACAAGAUGCACAAGGCGCGCCAGGAGUCUGGAGAGGCCAAUCAGCAACAACAGGGCGAGCAGGCAUCCGGCGAGCAAGGCCAGCAGCAACAGGGUGGUGAGGGCGAGAAGAAGCCGUGA